Hyaena hyaena (striped hyena) is the source of this 1230-nucleotide messenger RNA. RefSeq names its product carbonic anhydrase 6 (gene CA6). Gene Ontology annotation, molecular function: carbonate dehydratase activity; zinc ion binding. The record is from RefSeq and is a predicted model, not a curated record. The coding region runs from base 18 to 947 and encodes 309 amino acids. The transcript has 8 exons. NCBI's taxonomy places the organism in Eukaryota, Metazoa, Chordata, Mammalia, Carnivora, Hyaenidae.
UCCAGACCUGCGGCACCAUGGUGGCCCCCCUACCCCUGCUGACUCUGCUCCUCCUGGGGACCCAGGUCCAGCAUGGCUCCCAGUGGACCUACUCAGAGGGGGCACUGGACCAAGCACAGUGGCGGAAGGAGUACCCCAGCUGCGGGGGGAAGAGACAGUCACCCAUCAACCUGCAGAGGAGGAAGGUUCAGUACAACCCCUUCCUGAAGGCUCUGAACCUGACAGGCUACGAGUACCAGGCAGGCGAGUUCCCCAUGACCAACAACGGCCACACAGUGCAGAUCAGCCUACCCCCCACCAUGCGCAUGGCGGCCGCCGACGGCACCGAGUACAUAGCCAAGCAGAUGCACUUCCACUGGGGUGGCGAGUCCUUGGAGGUCAGCGGCUCCGAGCACACCGUCGACGGGAUCAGAUUUGUGGCUGAGAUUCAUAUCGUUCACUACAAUUCUAAAUACAAGAGCUACAGUGUAGCCCAGAGCGCACCAGAUGGCUUAGCAGUGCUUGCGGCCCUCAUUAAGGUCGAGGAUUACGGUGAAAACACGUACUACAGCAGCUUCAUUUCCCAGCUGGACAGCAUCAGGCAUCCAGGACAGAGCACAGUUCUGAGCGGCCUUGACAUUCGGGACAUGCUCCCAGACAACGUGCAUGACUACUACAGCUACAAAGGAUCACUCACCACCCCUCCCUGUACCGAGAACGUCAACUGGUUUGUGCUGGCAAAUCCCAUCAAGUUCUCCAGGGCACAGAGUUGGAAGCUAGAGAAUUCCAUGAUGGAUCACCAGAACAAUCCCCUCCACAACAUCUACCGCAUGACCCAGCCCCUGAACAACAGAGUGGUGGAAGCCAACUUCAUGAAUCUCCCUAACGAGCGUUCUGAGUUCCAGCUUUACCUAACCAAGUUCAACGAUAAGCUUGAAAGCUUGAAGAAACUUCUGGAAAAGAAGUAAGGGAAGGAAAUCCACCAAGGGUAGGGAGCUUGAAACGUAUGGUACUCAGGACGAGGCAGCCGUCCCUUGAGCCCACACCCUGCCGCGGCUCCGAGAAACUCUAUGUCCGGAUUGUAUGCUCCCCGAGGCGCCUGUUGGGUUUCUGAGUAAGAUGGGGAACCGUCAUCCCCGAGCAGAAGGGAAGCGGGUGAGUUAGAGGACAUCCCGGGGGACUGACUGGAAAAGAGAUGUGAAGGACACGGAGCCCUAACGAUCUUCCCAUCAAAUCAUGCAUGUUGGUCUG